AUAACUUCUAGUCAUUCUCCUAAGUAGAUAAGUAGAUUUCCUCCUCCUCCUCCUGCUGGUGGUGGACUUCCUCCUCCUCCCGGUGGUGGAACUUCUCGGCUUACUGGUGGACUUCCUCCUCAAACUCAAAAAAAGUCUACUAUGAAGUCUUUACAUUGGGUAAAAGUAAGAGCCGUGCUGGGAAGCUUAUGGUGCGAGUAGAAGAGUCAAGGAGUAGGACAAAUUGAAAAAGAAUUUGAUCGAUCAGAAAUAAAGACACUUUUCUCUGCUGCUGCUGCUGCUACAGUGCCAACAUCGAAUGUUACACGUGCAGGUCAAAGAAAACCUCAAACAGUUCAACUGAUUGACCUUAGGAGAGCCAAUAACACGUUAAUUAUGCUUACGAAAGUAAAGAUGCCACUGCCUGAUAUGAUGGCUGCAGUGCUGGCAAUGGAUGAAACUGUAUUAGAUAUUGAUCAGAUAGAGAAUCUUGUAAGGUUUUGUCCAACCAAGGAAGAGAUGGAGCUACUUGAGAACUAUACUGGUGACAAGGAAACUUUGGGAAAGUGUGAGAAGUUCUUCCUAGAGCUCAUGAAGGUGCCACGAGUAAAAUCAAAGCUUAAAGUAUUUUCCUACAAGAUUCACUUCAACACUCAGGUAAAAGAAUUAAAGGAAAGUUUAGAAGUGGUAAAGUCUGCGUGUAAGGAGGUAAAAGGUUCUGAAAAGCUAAAAGAAAUUAUGAAAAGGAUUCUUUACCUGGGGAACAUAUUGAAUGAGGGAACUGAGAAGGGCAAAGCACAAGGAUUCAACUUGGAAAGUUUAUUAAAAUUAAGCGAUACACGUGCUGUUAACGGCAAGAUUACUCUCAUGCAUUAUCUCUGCAAGGUCAUUGCUGAUAAGAAGGUAGAUCUAUUGGACUUCCAUAAGGAGCUUGGAAGUCUUGAAUUAGCUUCAAAGAUACAAUUUAACUUGCUGGAUGGGGAAAUGAAAGAAGGGUUGGAAAAAGCAAAUCUGGAGCUCACUGCAUCCAAAACUGAUGGUCCUGUUUCUGAAGUUUUCCAUGAAAAACUGAACGAAUUCAUUACCACUGCUGGGGAUGAAUUAAAAACUGUAAAGAGAUUUUACUCCGACGUGAAAAAGGAUGUUGAUUUACUUGCGCGCUAUUUUGGUGAGGACCCCACAAGCUGUCCAUUUGAACAAGUUACUGCAACCCUCUUGGAUUUUAUAAGGUUGUUUAAGAAAGCACACGACGAGAAUGUUAAACAAGCAGACUUGGAGAAGAAGAAACACGAUAACGAAGCAAAAAUGGAGAAGGGAAAAAGGAGGCAGCUAGGGAGAAGCCACUCAAUGAGUUAAGGGAUGCAUGUGCACCCACAAAAAUAUGAAUAUUACAAAAAGAUUGUAGGCAAAAAAAUUUUUUUAAAAAAAUCUAUUAGAUAAAAUGGUUAAAACCAUGCACCCACAGGGCCGGCCCUGAAAAUAAGGGGGCCUAAGGCCAAUUUUUAACAAUUU
Eruca vesicaria subsp. sativa (arugula) is the source of this 1491-nucleotide messenger RNA. The record is from the annotation of a GenBank genome assembly. Lineage: Eukaryota; Viridiplantae; Streptophyta; Magnoliopsida; Brassicales; Brassicaceae.